Nasonia vitripennis (jewel wasp) is the source of this 1257-nucleotide messenger RNA. RefSeq names its product magnesium-dependent phosphatase 1. The transcript is spliced from 4 exons. The coding region runs from base 275 to 763 and encodes 162 amino acids. The record is from RefSeq and is a predicted model, not a curated record. Lineage: Eukaryota; Metazoa; Arthropoda; Insecta; Hymenoptera; Pteromalidae. Gene Ontology annotation, molecular function: acid phosphatase activity.
UUUGCAUGCAUAAUUCGAAGAAAAAUUACCAUAGAUCGUGUGCGGCUCGCUUGUAACUUCCGCGUUGAAUAAUUCGAAACAUCCACUAAUACAUAGUCAACAACGGGUUAUAAAGGUCAGCCCGCGCACAUGUGUCUAAAAGUGCAGACAGAUUGUUUUCGAGCAAAGUUUUGGCACUUUGCAUUAUCACUUUGAACGAAGCACUUAAAUAAUGUGAAAUAAUCGCUGGCGAUAUAGCAAAAGGGACGCAAUCUUGCGAUUCAUAUCCAGAAGAAUGAGUGAAAAGAAGCCAAAAGUCGUUGUCUUUGAUUUAGAUUAUACACUUUGGCCUUUCUGGGUAGACACUCAUGUUACCCCACCAUUUAGAAAAGGUCAAAACAAUAAAAUAGUUGAUGCUCAUGGCCAAACAGUACGGUAUUAUCCACAUUCACCUGAAAUAUUUAAGCAAUUGAGUGAAGAAGGAUAUGAAAUUGGAAUUGCCUCCAGAACAUCAGAAAUUAGAGGAGCAAAUCAGCUGUUGGACUUGUUUGGAUGGAACAAAUACAUAAAGUACAAAGAGAUAUAUCCUGGCACUAAGACUACACAUUUUUCCAAGAUAAAAAAUGCCUCUGGUGUUGAAUACAAAGAUAUGAUAUUUUUUGAUGAUGAGCAGAGGAAUAUCAGUGAUUUAACUGAAGUAGGGGUUUUGUCAAUAUUAGUAAGGAAUGGAGUUACACAUAAAGUGAUACAAGAUGGCCUGAAUCAGUUUGCUAAGAAAAGAUAAUGUAAAUGAUGUUUAGAUGAUAAAUUCAUGUAGAUAUUUUUUCUAAUUUCGCAAAUAGAUAAUAACUUAUUUAUUAAAAAACUAUAAUUGAUUAAAAAAAAAAUGUUCAAAGAAUAAAAAUUUACAGUUAAAAAAUUGAUUGUAUAUAAAAUAUAUAAAUUAAUUAAUUAAGGUCUCUCAUUGCUAAAUAAUACUGAACAGGUUUGGUAAUAGUAAUAUCACUUACACAGGUAGCACUUUUCAGUUUGAAAAAGUUUGCACAUGUGUCUUGAGGUUUCUGUUUUGGUGCGACCGCCAUAAUUUGGUCUAGUUCACUUCCAUUUAUUGACUUUUGUAGUAAGUAUCGUAGGGAGUCUGUAUCAAAAUUACUAAAUGGACAACCCCCUUCAUAAUUUGAUCCAGGAACUUGCUCCUGUAUAGAAUAUAAGUAGGCUUUUUGAUAUUUUAUCUAAUGUUUUCAUUUCUAAAAACUAUUAAAAAGUUACUUACGCAAA